AUGUCUGGCCGUGCGACCUCGUAUCUGUUUGGGCAAGGCCCACCCCCGGGGCAGUAUGGAAUCCCAUACAACCCGAAUGUAAAGUCAUCAUGGGAGGAAAUAUCUCUAGCACACAUCAAGGAGACAUUCCGCAGUCUACAGAUAGAGGAGAUGUACCAAUGUUACUGCGCGAUGAUGAAGAGGACUCUCGUUGUCGCACUCCUUACAUUAACCAUCUGUGUCUGUAUCUGCGCCAUCACGUACCACGUUGUUGUUUGUGAGACAUUCACAGACCCUACCACCCAGGUUCACAUAGCCACGCUCGGCUGUGGCGUCGUGGCAAUGCUGGCAAUCAUGUUGGUGGUAGUCACGGAGAAACUCUACCUCAAGUGUUCGUCGGUCAUCUCGGUCAUCACCUGGCUACUCCUCCUAGCGGUCAUUAACGUCUACUACAACGUCCCUGGCGAUCAUCGUGAACCCUCAGACGACAUUGCUGUGGUAUUUUACACCACUCUUGUGUGCCAUAUGAUGCUACCACUUUCUAAACGCUGGUCCCUGUGUCUGGGUAUCCUUACUACACUGUUAGAGACCACCACUGUAGGCUUCCUCACUAAAGAGAAAGACUUCCUAUUUCUUCAGAUCGCCUGCAAUCUUGUGAUUCUGUUGUGUGGUAACAUGGUUGGGCUCUACCACAAGUACCUAACCGACAUCACUCACAGGAACACCUUCCUGGAGGCACGCAAUUCGAUCCAAUCCAUGGUCAAGUUAGAACGUGAGAAACAUCAACAGGAGGAACUACUGAACAGUUGUAUGCCCCCUGACCUUGUUGAGAAGAUGAAGGAAGGCAUUACCAAAACAGUCCUCAGUAAACGACCCAAGCCCUCGCCAUUUCACGACUUGUAUGUACAGCAAUACACCAAUAUCAGUAUCCUGUAUGCUGAUAUAGUAAACUUCACACCUCUAGCUGCAGAAUGCACAGCCUCAGAAUUAGUGAAGAUGUUAAAUGAAUUGUUUGGGAGAUUUGACCAGUUAGCAGAGAAGAACCAGUGUAUGCGGAUAAAGAUCCUGGGAGAUUGUUACUACUGUGUAUGUGGCCUACCUAUACCAGACCCAAACCAUGCUAUUAACUGUGUUAACAUGGGUCUAAAGAUGAUCGAGGCCAUACGGGAAGUGCGAGAGGCCACGGGGGUCAACGUGGAUAUGAGGAUUGGCAUUCACAGUGGCAUGGUGCUGAGUGGGGUGCUUGGUUUGUCAAAAUGGCAAUAUGACGUUUGGUCUGAUGACGUCACCCUGGCCAAUCACAUGGAGUCUGGAGGCUUGCCUGGAAAGGUCCAUAUCACAAAGAACACUCUUCAGUUUCUUGCUGGAGAAUUUAAGGUUGAACCAGGAAAUGGAGCCCGUAGAAAUUCUUACCUUUCCUACCAUAACGUGGAAACUUUCUUCAUUGUUCCGAAAACUAGAGAGUUUGACGAGGGAAGAAAAAUACGUUCAAGGUAUGAGAGUUCCUUACGUGCCUCUCUACGGGUGACAAAAUAUCUGGAGGGCUGGAACGUGGACAAACCAUUCGCCAACUUACGUGUCAGCACCAUGGCAACCAAACUCCUCAGUGUUACACUCAUUCCUAGCCUGGCAUUUCUCGACUCUAAUUUGGUGCUGAAUUCCAUUGUCGACGACCAAAGUGUGGUCGCAAUGAGCCAGCAAUUUCAAGGAGAGGUCAAUGCAGAGUUAGCAAGAAAGUCCAAGGAUCUAGGGAAGAAAAGUUCAUGGACAUCUGGGGGAGACUUUAACUGGCUACUGCUGACCUUUAAGAACGGGAUGGAAAACGAGUACUCCAGAAGACCGAAUCCCUCCUUCAGGAUCGGGGUGUUGUGUAUCGCCGGUAUCUUUGUAGCUGUACAGGUUAUACAGGCCAUCUUGUCAUUGGGGAUCCUGCGUACUUCCUGGUAUGGCUGUGCUAGUGUUGGCUUAGCAUUCUUUUUAUCUGUGAUAUUCAUCUGCUUUAUUGGAGACUACCUGAUCUCGGAAGAUAAAGGCGUGAUUAUUGGAAUUCUUGCCCACUUAUCAGGCCAGACAAAGGGAAGUGCACUAGUACGGGUCAUGCUGGCCGCUCUGUGUGUGGCUGUAGUCUGUCUUUCUACCAUCAUCGGCGUGGUGGACUAUAAGAGCUGUGAUAACUGUGUACCCUUAGACAAUAACAGUCUAGCCAAUACCACAGAGGAAGUGACGUUUUAUGGGGCACCUGUGUAUUGGACACACAUCAGCCUCCUUGGUCUUGCGUCAACUUGCGUCUUCCUGCAGAUUGGCUACCUCAUAAAAAUGGCUAUCAUGCUUGUUAUCAUGGUGACAUACAAUUUGGUGUUUCAUCUACUGCCAGUGUUUAGAGCAGAUCUCCAUAUGCAAUCCAGCAGUGUGCCUCCCCUAGAUAUGACCAUCACAGCCUCUCUCCUGCUGGCUAUCCUUUAUUUGACCUUGUUCUUUCUAGAUAGGCAGGUAGAAUAUACUAACAGAUUAGAUUUCCUCUGGAGACGACAGUUUAAUGAGGACACUGAAAAUGUGAAGGUUACAGCAGAGGUGAACAAGCAAUUACUACAGAACAUACUGCCUCAGCAUGUAGCCGAUUACUUCAUCAGGGGCAAUCGGAAGGACGAUGACAUGUACAGUGAGACGUAUGGGUGUGUUUCUGUCAUGUUUGCAUCCAUACCAAAUUUCCAGGAUUUUUACCAACAAAGUGCUGCCAAUCGCAAUGGUCUUGAGUGUAUCCGCGUUCUCAACGAGAUAAUUGCGGAAUUCGACCAGUUGCUGUCCAUGUCAGAAUUUUCCACUGUUGAGAAGAUAAAAACGAUAGGGAGUACAUAUAUGGCAGCCACGGGUCUACAACCAGGGCGGGAGAACAUCAUGGAUCCUACGGAGAGGCGAAACAACAUAGUUACCAUGACAACAUUUGCUUUAAGCAUGAUGAAGAAACUGGACGAAAUCAACACUCACACACUAAACCAAUUUAAACUCAGGAUAGGCGUGAACCACGGAGCAGUGAUAGCGGGUGUAAUAGGUGCCAGGAAACCUCAGUAUGACAUUUGGGGUGACACAGUUAAUGUCGCCAGUCGUAUGGACAGCUCAGGAGAGAUGGGAAAAAUACAAGUACCCGAGACGACAGCUCAGUUCCUUUUUGAUAACGGAUUCAACAUUCAGAAAAAAGGUCUCACAAAAGUCAAAGGAAAAGAACCAAUGACGACUUUCUUUGUGUUACCAAAGGUUGACUCACCAGACUCGGUGACACCUCUAUGA
Molecule: messenger RNA, 3264 nt
Organism: Ylistrum balloti
Lineage: Eukaryota; Metazoa; Mollusca; Bivalvia; Pectinida; Pectinidae
Product: adenylate cyclase type 2-like
Exons: 23
Coding region: 1-3264 (1087 amino acids)
Biological process (GO): cAMP biosynthetic process; adenylate cyclase-inhibiting G protein-coupled receptor signaling pathway; intracellular signal transduction
Cellular component (GO): plasma membrane
Molecular function (GO): adenylate cyclase activity
Source: RefSeq, a predicted model, not a curated record